Messenger RNA from Alligator mississippiensis (American alligator), 3801 nucleotides. RefSeq names its product protocadherin beta-16-like. The record is from RefSeq and is a predicted model, not a curated record. Gene Ontology annotation, molecular function: calcium ion binding. Bases 215 to 2671 code for a protein of 818 amino acids. Gene Ontology annotation, biological process: homophilic cell-cell adhesion. Gene Ontology annotation, cellular component: plasma membrane. The transcript is spliced from 2 exons. Lineage: Eukaryota; Metazoa; Chordata; Crocodylia; Alligatoridae.
AAGGUCCGGCUCUCCGGCAGGAAAUCACUGUCUCUAGGAACCGGGAGAAGCAGAGCGGCUGUCUCGUCUCUUGCCUUUGAGAAUAUCACAGGAGACAUCGGCACAACUCACCCUCUGGCAGCUCAAGCUAACCCUUAGCAGAUCGGGCUGGUGGGAUGAAUCGGGACUAGCGAUAUUUCUUCCGGAUCGACCCGCGCCGCCUCCUGCAGACACAAUGGCGGACACCGGGAGCAGAACAAAGCGGAGCAGGCAAGCCGCGUCUCUCCUUCUGCUCCUGUGCGUGGGGGCGAUCGGCUCGGAGACGGUGCGGUACUCGGUGCCGGAGGAAAUGGAGAGCGGGUCCUUCGUGGCUAAUGUGGCAAAGGAUGUGGGGCUGGAGCCCAGGAGCCUGUCUGCUCGCAGGGCCCGCCUGGUGUCGGACGCCGCGAGCCGGCAUUUCCAGCUGAAUGGCAAGACUGGGGACUUGCUUAUCAAAGAGAAACUGGACCGAGAGGAACUGUGCGGGCAGACGGAGCCCUGCCUUGUUCGCUUUGAGCUAGUGCUGGAGAAUCCCUUGCAGUCGUACCGGGCCGAGGUGCGGGUCACUGACAUAAACGAUCAUUCCCCAGUUUUCUCGGAAGAAGAACAAGUCCUCACAAUUCCCGAAACGACCCCUGCUGGGUCACGGUUUCCCCUGGAGAGCGCUCAGGAUUUGGAUGUGGGAAACAACAGCCUCCAAAGCUACAGCCUUAGCUCCAAUGUGCAUUUCCAUAUACAUAUGGAGGAACAGAGCGACGGCACGACAUCUGCGGACCUAGUGCUGGACCAAGCCCUGGACCGAGAGCAACAGCCAGAGCUGAGUUUGCUACUCACUGCCCUGGACGGCGGCUCCCCACCGAGGUCCGGCACUGCGCAAAUCCGCGUCAUCGUCCUCGAUAUCAAUGACAACCUGCCUGUCUUUUCCCGGGCCACUUUCAAAGCGCAGGUACCGGAAAACAGCCCCAGAGACUUCCUCGUUCUGGCUGUUUCUGCCACUGACUUGGACGAGGGAAGCAACGGGGAAAUCUCCUACUCCUUCAGCCAGAAAUCCAAGGAAAGCAGUAAAGUGUUCCAUAUCAACACAGUCUCAGGAGAAAUUCGGCUUCUGGAAGAACUGGAUUUCGAAACGAGGGAGACCUACGAGCUGUACAUCCAGGCCACGGACGGCGGGGGGCUGUCGGCGCACUGCAAAGUCCUGGUGGAGGUGGUGGAUGUGAACGACAACGCGCCAGAGGUGACCCUGACAUCCCUCAUCAGCCCCAUCCCCGAGGACGCGCCCCCCGAGACGGUGGUGGCCCUGCUCAGCGUCAGGGACCGCGACUCCGGGGACAACGGGAGGGCAGCCUGCUCCAUAGAGGACGCGCUGCCCUUCUCCCUGAAGGCGACGUUCCGGGACUCGUACGCGCUGGUCACGGAGCGGGCGCUGGACCGCGAGAGCGUGUCGGAGUACAACAUCACGAUCGUGGCGCGGGACCAGGGCGCCCCCAGCCUGUCCGCCGAGCAGAGGAUCAGGGUGAGAGUGUCCGACAUCAACGACAACGCGCCCGUGUUCAGCCAGGCGGCCUACACCAUGCACGUGCGGGAGAACACGGCGCCCGGCACGGCCAUCGGCACAGUGCGCGCCGCCGACGCGGACGCGGAGCACAACGCCCGAGUGACCUACUCGCUCGUGCCCGCCGGCGCCGGCGCCGGGGCCCUGCCCGUGCUCGCCUACGUGGCGGUGAACUCGGCCGACGGCAGCGUGUACGCGCUGCGCUCCCUGGACUACGAGCAGACGAGGCAGCUGGAGGUGGGCGUGAGAGCGACGGACGCCGGGUCCCCGGCGCUCAGCUCCGAGGCCGUGGUGCGCGUCGUGGUGCUGGACGAGAACGACAACGCGCCCUUCGUGCUGCACCCGCUGCAGAACAGCACGGCGGCGUGGAGCGAGCUGGUGCCGCGCUCGGCCGAGCCGGGCUACCUGGUGACCAAGGUGGUGGCGGUGGACGCGGACGCGGGGCAGAACGCCUGGCUGUCCUACCAGCUGCUCCGCGCCACGGAGCCGGGGCUCUUCGCCGUGGCGCUGCACAGCGGCGAAGUCAGGACGAGCCGGCCGCUGACGGAGCGCGACACGGUGAAGCACAGGCUCAUUGUGCUCGUCAGGGACAGCGGGGAGUCGCCCCUGUCCUCCUCCGCCACCCUCAACAUCCUGCUCGUGGACGGCUUUUCCGACGCCUACCUGCAGUCCGCUGAUGCCGCCGCCGCCGCCGCCGAAGGGGCCGACACAGGCGCUUUAACCAUGUACCUAACCGUCUCCCUGUGCCUCGUGUCCUUCCUCUUCCUGCUCUCCGUCGUGACAUUUGUCCUGGUCAAGGUGUGCCGGAGGAGAGGGGGCGGGGAGCAGUACACCAGUGCUCCCGGCACGUUGUAUGGCGACGGCAACUUGCCGAGAGACUGGGUGGAUGUGUCGGGGACCGGCACCCUGUCCAGGAGUUACCGGUACGAAGUGUGCUUGAGCACGGGGUCGGGGAGCAGCGACUUCCGGUUUCUGAGGCCCCUCGUGCCCUGCCCUCCGCAGCAGGGGGGCUGCGUCGUGACGGGCUCCGGGAAGGAGCGGGAUCUUCUCACCGACUCUCAUGCGCCCGCCGACUUGGAAGGCGCCGAUCAGGUUCCCUGAAAAAAUAUCUACUGUAAGAUGACAUGGACAAGAGAAAUUUACAGAAGACUGCCUGGUUUGAGGGAAAGGCAAGAACUGAAGAUGCUUAAACCAAAGUCUCUGAAAAGAAGCUCCCCUUUGUGUUAAAUCUUUAAUGACCUCUGUCACUCUGUGGUUAUAACCCAUAGUAUUCAUGGUUUAAUAGAAGUUUUAGUUUAAAAAAACAAAGUAAAUAUGAUACUGAGGACUUCAAUGGACCAAAGACUGCUUCUAGAAAAGUCAAACAAAUUUUCUCUUACCUGUAAUUUCAGGAUAUGGAUGAGGUUGUAGGUUUAGUUAGAAUAAUAACUGUCCUGAAUUUUAAUACUAGUAUAGAAAAUAAAAAAUUGUUCCAGAAGCAUCUGCAAUCACCUCUCCUGUGUUAUGACAUAAACAACCAAUUGGAAGUCUCCUCAUACUAUGUCUGAAGUCACUAAUCACAGUAGGAACUACUCACACUUCUUGGAACCCAGAGGUCUGUGGGUCUGGGUUUUCCUUCUCUUAACUUUGCUGAGUCUGAGUCUCUGAGCUGAGAAAUUUAGCCUUGGUUUCAACUGAGCUGAAAAGCUGCAACAAAAGAUGACAUGGGGGAGUUACUUUGACCAUGAUCCCUUCUUGACAAAAAUAAAGAAGUCUCAAGAUAUCUUUUCUGCAUGACAAAAGUCAAAAGACUUGAACAAACCAAAAAAAGCAAAUUUGGUUUGUGAAAAUUAAAACAAUCAACAGUGACACUGACCACCACCUAAGAGCAAAAUAAUUAUCUAAAAUUGGGAAACUUAGUUAAGAUUAAGCAUAUAUGUUAAGAGUAGGCCUCUUAAUAUGCAUUGCAGUGAAUGGCUUCAGCUAAUUGUAUGAUAAGUGUGGUAUAUAAGUAGGAAACACUUGGAGCCCCUCCUGAAAAAAACCUGAUAGCGAUCCAAGAAAAUUGUUCCCCACAGCAGACUCCAGACACAGGAGCCAGGAAAUCCCAGACAAGACUUCAUGGACUGAUCACCUGCUGACAUCAAGUUCAUUGUGCUUUGGGGUGGUAAACAUGUUGUGUUGCUUUUGACUAACCACAGUAAUAGAAUUGUAACUGCUAAAGGCUUAAUAAAUUCCUGAUUGGUUAAGAA